AUGGCGAAAGGGAUACAUGACGAUAUCCCACUUGACUACAUAGAGCUUCAGAUUUUCCCAAGUCAGAACAGGUAUGACUCAUACAUUGGGAAGGGAAGCAGUUCAGAAAUGGUAAAAUCAGAAACACUUGAGCCAUUAUUGUUGCAUUUGCCUGCCAUCAAAGAGUUGCAUGCGAAAGGAUAUGAUGCCAAAUAUAAACUUAUUGCACCUGCUGGCGCCAGUGGUGCUAGAUGGUUUACUAAAUCAACGCUACUGAGAUUUUUACAUGUCAUUGGUUCUCCAGAAGUUUUGAAGGGGACCGAUGCUAUAAGAAAUGAGAUAUCUCAGCUAGAGGAUGCCCGGAAAUUUCACAUCUCUUUAUAUGCAGGGAAUUCUUCCAGUGGUGAUGCACCAAACCUAAAAGCUGGAAUUGGUUCUUCCUCAGAUGAUUCCAAGAAUGAAUUACUUCGAGCAAUUGAUUUGAGGCUUACGGCUUUGAGAGGGGACUUAGCUGCCGCAUUUGCUGAAGUGGCUGGGGCUAGAUUCUCCAAUAAGGAGAUGGACUACUUGGAAAAGUUUUCCCAUCAUUUUGGAGCUGCAGAGUUAAGGGACUCAUUGUGCAAACUUGUAGAGCUGAACCAAGAGAAAUGCCCAGCUGAGUUUCAGAGCCCAAAUCCUGGCAACGUUUCUUCAGGGAAAAGCAAAAUCAGUAGUAACCAAGAGACUAAUCAGAACAUGAAACCUCUACUGACAGAGAUUCCAGUUAAAUAUAGUGCCUCACCUGCGAAAGCCGCACAGGUUGAGAGAGAGAGCUCAUCCGAUUGCGGGGAGUCGUCAUGUUCAAGUGAGGGGGAGCAACCGUCUGUUGAAAGAAGCAGGACUAUGAUAAGAUGUGCUUCACCCAGAAGAUCAGCCUCUCCAAUGAGGAGGGUUCAAAUUGGAAGGUCUGGAUCCCGGAGAUCCACUGCUUUAACAAUCAAAAGUCUCACUCAUUUUCCUAGAGAGAGGUUAUUCUCUACAAGAGAUGCAGGUGCACAUGAUAGUGAUGAAGAAUCAUCUGAGCAUCUGCCAACAAGUGCUGAAGUAAAUGUGACGAGAAUGAGUGUGCAAGAUGCAAUUAGUCUUUUUGAAAGAAAACAGAAGGAUCAAACUGGGGAGAGUCAGAUAAAAUCGUCAACAUGUGCUGCAGUUGGUACAAAUAAAGCAGUGCUGAGAAGAUGGAGUUCCAGUGCCGGUGAAAAAUUUUCUCAGGAUCCUGUAAGUGUUGAGGAAGACCAUUCUGUUUCCUUGCCUUCAAAUAAAUUGGAGAGUGCUGACCUAAAAACUGGGUCGUCAGAAGCCAAAACAGAUUCUGAUCUAUCCUCAUCUGAAGAUGAUCAAGCUCUGCCUACUGAAGUUGCACAAAGGUCAGGCUCCUCUGAACAAAAGUCACUCUCUCCACAUUCCUUUCAGGAGGAGAAUGCUGUUCCUAUUCAAACAGAAACUAGUAGAGAAUUGAUUGACUCAGCCGAAUGGAGUCGACAAAAGGAAGCAGAACUCAAUCAGUUGUUCAUGAAAAUGAUGGAAACAAAGCCUGUUAAAUACCAAACUAAGGUGUCUGACAAUAGGAAAAGGCAGAGCUUGCCUGGUGAACAGAAGGGUGGUUUUUAUGAUCAGUACAAAGAAAAGCGUAAUGAGAAACUCCGGAAAGAAACUAAUGGAAAGCGAGAAGAGAAGGAGAAACAAUUUAGAGCUAUGCAGCAAGCUAUUGAUCAAAGAAAAUCUGAAAUGGCCUCUGCAAAUGGGAGUGAAGCUGGUAGGAAGCUUAACGUGAAGGGCCAGAAACCGCAAAAGACUUCAUUACAGCCUGCAAAUCAGAAGAAGGAUAUCUCAAAGCCAUCUGUUGUUAAGAAAGCGUCAACUCCUUUGCCUGUCACACGGAAGUCAUGGCCAUCUACACCCUCGCCAAGACCUGCAGGUACAUCACCUGCAAAAACCCCCCCAGGAGUGUCUUCUGCUGGUGCUCGGCCUACGCAGAGAAAACCGCUGCCAGCAUCUUCAGUUCCUCGAUCAAGUCCCAAACUUGAAAGACCAGAGCCAAAACCAAAGCCUACCAAGUCAACCCAGAUUAACAUUAAAAAGGGUGUUAAAGAUGUGAAUGAAAAGAAGCAGCAAUUAUCAAAGAAACCUACCAAACCCACGAAACCAAAGGGUCAAUCUGUUAAUGUGGAUUCAGCCACCUUACCAAAGCCUAGAGCAACCAAGAAAAGCAGUGUUGUCCCUGUUGAAUCUAAGCCUUUCCUUCGCAAGGGCUCUCGCAUAGGCUCUGGUGUUGGCCCAGCUUCAAGGACCAAAGCAUCUUUGCCGCCUGAGGAAGCCAAGACAGACAGAGGAGAUCUAAAGAAAGCCGAGGAGAAUGAAAUAGUUUCUAGCACUUCUGAUCAUGUUAAUGAACUUGAAAUGAAUCUUGAACCAUUAAGUAAUCAACCGGAUGAUGAAUCAAAUUCUCAGACAAGCCAGCACCAAGCAGAACAUGUAGAAGUAAUUGAUAAGGUCACUAAUAUGGCCUCUUUCCCAUCUGAGCCUGCUCUAAGUGUGGAGGAUGCAGAAGAAUCAAUGAUAUCCCCAACAGCGUGGGUGGAAACUGAAGAGCAGGAGGAACUACCAGCUCCAUGCAGCGAUAAUGUUUAUGAGAAUGAAUCACCACGUGCUGCUGCUCCUCCAGUUGGAAUGCCCAGUCCACGUGUACGCCACUCACUCUCUCAGAUGCUAUUGGAGGAGAGUAGUGAACCUGAAGUGAUUGAAUGGGGAAAUGCAGAGAAUCCUCCGGCUUUGGUUUACCAAAAAGAUGAGCCCAAAGGAUUGAAAAGGCUUCUGAAAUUUGCUCGAAAGAGUAAGACUGAUGCAAAUUCAUCGGGUUGGUCCAGUCCAUCUGUCUUUUCUGAAGGAGAAGAUGAUGCUGAUGAAUCAAAAGUCAUGAGCAGGAGGAGCUCAGAAAAUCUGUUGAAAAAGGCAACCCUCCAUUCAGCUGCUCAUGGAACUUUUGCUCAAGCCAACCUAGGGAAAGCCACUGCUCACCGUCUAUCUGAGAAGUUGCAGGAAGGACAAUCACUAAACACUACCAAAGUUUGUGGCCUGGUUCUGUUGAAUUUGGUUCCGAGGGGAUUUUUUUACCUUCCUUCUGGACAUGAUCUUGAGCUUCUGAUUGCAUCGAACAACGCCCGAGCUCUCCUUACUGCUUAUUCAGGGCAGUGUAGGCUCAUAGAUGAAAUGGGUUUUCCAUCAGGUGCAGAAAUAUAG
Messenger RNA from Oldenlandia corymbosa var. corymbosa, 3258 nucleotides. Lineage: Eukaryota; Viridiplantae; Streptophyta; Magnoliopsida; Gentianales; Rubiaceae. The record is from the annotation of a GenBank genome assembly.